UUUGCUGGUUAUCACUGUAUACUCUGUUUUUAUAUUGCAAAUUGUAUAUAUAUCGCAUUUACAUAAAUUACUUUUUCCGGAUUUUUAAAAACUAUCAAGGUAGGCAAAUUUUCUAUAAAAAAACUAAAUUAAAUUAUUAUUUGUGUUUAGAUGAUUUUUGUUUUACUGUUAAUUUUGCCCUCAACCUUUGGGAUUUAUGCUACAGAAUGGAUUUCUUCAAACAAUGCCAGUUCUGUGGAAUUAGAACUUGAAGGAUGGCCGGUUCCUAGACAAAGCUCUGUUUGGAAGAUUCUUAAUCCUUCAUCUGCAUCAUCAUCAUUAUCAUCAUCAUUAGCAUCAUCAUCAUCAUCAUCACUAGCAUCCUCAUUAUCAUCAGCGCUCAUCAAACCUUCUGACGAACCGAAAUCCCGAGGGAAAAGAAGUAUUUGGGAUUUCCCCCUUCUGGAGCAAUUCAAGGAUGUUUAUCUGAAAGAUGUCCUAGAAGAACUGAAAAGUACAAAAACUGUGACCUACAUAUUUACCAGAGACACUACAGUGUUUCUUUUGAUAAAUGUUAUUUGGAUUUCCUUGCAUUUUCUUCUAUGGAAAGGGCAGGCUGGAGCAAGAAGUUUUGUAGAUCCUUCAGAGAUUACUGCUGAGGAUAGGAUUGUUGCUCUGGACCAUUUUGAGGAAUAA
Eurytemora carolleeae is the source of this 675-nucleotide messenger RNA. RefSeq lists its product as uncharacterized. NCBI's taxonomy places the organism in Eukaryota, Metazoa, Arthropoda, Copepoda, Calanoida, Temoridae. The record is from RefSeq and is a predicted model, not a curated record. The transcript is spliced from 5 exons. The coding region runs from base 151 to 675 and encodes 174 amino acids.